GCAGCAAAGUGAAAGCAGUAAAGCAAAAGCAAUAAAGCAAAAGCAGCAAAGCGAAAACAACAAAACAAAAACAGCAAAGCAAAAGCAGCAAAGCAAAAGUGGCAAAGUAAAAGCAGUAAAGACGGCAAAGUAA
This is a messenger RNA of Racocetra persica, 133 nucleotides long. NCBI's taxonomy places the organism in Eukaryota, Fungi, Glomeromycota, Glomeromycetes, Diversisporales, Gigasporaceae. The record is from the annotation of a GenBank genome assembly.